This is a messenger RNA of Trichoderma gamsii, 3552 nucleotides long. RefSeq lists its product as hypothetical. Gene Ontology annotation, cellular component: cytoplasm; fungal-type vacuole membrane. Gene Ontology annotation, biological process: autophagy; endosomal vesicle fusion; vesicle-mediated transport. Bases 1 to 3552 code for a protein of 1183 amino acids. The transcript has 3 exons. The record is from RefSeq and is a predicted model, not a curated record. NCBI's taxonomy places the organism in Eukaryota, Fungi, Ascomycota, Sordariomycetes, Hypocreales, Hypocreaceae.
AUGGCCUCGCCAACCGUUAACGUGCAGCCCGUGGACCGAUCAGAGGGGCCGUUUGUGCUGCAGCCAUGGAUAGAGUCGGUGCCUCUCUCAGCGGAUGGUGAUGAGGGCGAUAUCAAGAUCAACUGCGUCGAGUACUUCGACGGCAAUCUCUACGUCGGCACUUCUGCCGCCGAGCUUCUUCACUUCGUUAGCAUCCCUCCAGAUCCCUCCGACCCGUCCGGACGACCGGUGUUCAUUCCAGCCUCCAGGCUCUCCCCGGCAUUCGCUGAAAACACCACGGCUCGGCCUGGUGUGCAACAAAUCUUGCUGCUACCUCGCGUCGGCAAGGCAUGUAUAUUGUGCAAUGGAACGGUCACCUUUUACUCUCUUCCAGAGUUGAGUCCUGUUUUUGGAACGAAGCAGGUCAAGAACUGCGGCUGGAUCGGUGGCGUUGACUUGAACGAAGAGGGACUUGGUGAUGGAGCUACAAACACUGGCGAAACUGUCACGGCUCUUCUUUCUCUCAAUAGGCGAAUCCAGGUUGUUAGAAUUGACGAAGAUGUGCGCGCUAUCAAGAAUAUCGACUUUGCAGGAAGCACCCUUUCUGUGCGACGAGAUUCUAUAGCAUGUGUUGCAGACUCAAAGACUUACGCUCUUCUCGACGUGGACCGACAGUUAAAGAUUCCCCUCAUGAACAUGUCAUCCUUGGAAGAAAAUCCUAAUGCCGCCGAAUUUGGCCAUGUCCAAGACAUUGCCAAGGGCGCAAACAGCGGCCGAAGUGCCUCAAGAAGCCGGGCACAGCCCAGAAGCAGCUCAAAAGGUCAUAACCGAAGUGCGAGCCUGGGAACUGCAGACCGAUCCAGAGACUCACCAGCUCCCAGUUCUCGAGGAACAAGCCCAAUGCCGCCGGCUUCACAGACGCUGUCUCAUCCGGGACAGCCAUCGAGCCCUCGACCUCCCGAGGAGCAUAGCUCGACUCCGCCACCGGGCGACAAACCGCUACCGGGCGACAAACCGCUACCAGCGCCCCCUCCUCCUUCUAGCCCAGCUCCACAGGUUGUGACAGUGUUUCUAAAGCCGCAUAUUGCCUCGCCAACCCCAGAGGAGUUCCUUUUAGUAAUGGGCACUACUCCUUCUGAACCUGGCGUUGGCAUGUUUGUAAACCUUGAUGGCGAUCCUACUCGGCCAACUAUCACGUUUGAUAAAUACCCCGAGCAAGUUGUGGUUGACGGCAGUUCAUCAGAUGCUGGCUCAUCAGAAGACGUGGACGGCUACGUGUUUGCCUCCAUGACAAAAGAUGUCAAGGGUGGUGUCCCUCGCAGCGGAGUAGAGAUUCAAAGUUGGAGUGCCGGCAGUGAAGCACAUCCCGAAAAGCAAUGGUUAGAGGCAGAUGAUGCUAGCCUGAGCGGGACAUACGGAAUCCGUGCUCUCACAAACAGCCAGGAGACCCAGUCCGACGAGGUUGUCGAGAAACUCAGCAUGAGAAAAUUCAUACCAUUUCCCAGCUCAGCAGAGUCCUCUGCUCCAAAAUCGCCGACGUUAAAGCCCUCAAGCUCUCGGACUACUCUCUCGAUCGAACAGCUAUCAAAGGAAAGGGAACUUUUCGAGCGUGACGCUGAUUCACAGGACGGAGAGUCUCUUCCAGAGGGGUGGGAAGCCGCACGAGUUACAGAAGGAGAGGAAUUCGCCCGCCGCCUUGCGAAAUCCAAGACGCGUGUUGCUAUAUGGCGUGGCAAUCGGAUCUGGUGGGCUGUGCGGAAUCCCCUUAUUGUCCAACUCGAUAAGAAAUUAGAAACUGCUCGCCAGGCAGCUUAUAGUGAUAAGCAAGACUUUGAUAAACGCGCAAUCAUCAUGGUCUUGUCAGCUAUUCGCGAUCGUGAGCCCAAGACGGAGCUCGAAUUUACUUCGUUUGGCUAUAUACAACAAAAAGCUGGAGUUAUCCUUUUAAUCAACCUCCUUCUCUCGCCGCCAGACACGGAAUUCUCAGACGAAGAGUUAAAUGCGUUGCAAGAAGUUCUGGUCGAGAGUAAACUUGAUCCCCGAGUUGUUCUUUCUCUAAUUCCAGGCGUUCGAAAUGAAAUCAUUGAAGGCCGCCGAGGUAUUUGGGUUUAUGGCGGCGUAAAAGAAGCUCCCGAGGCUUUCCUGGCAAACCCAGCAUUUCAAACGCUAUCUCAAGAAGGCAUUAGAGGCCUUCCACUUAAAACUCUGCAUUUCCUGAGACGCUAUCUUCAUGCCUGGAGAAAAUUAAAGGGCUUUGGGAGCGUAUUAGUUGAGGCCGAAGUGUUCCGAACGGUAGACGCAGCACUGCUGCUCGUUCUACUAGAGCUUGAUAGGCACUCACCCAAGGGUUUAGGAAAGGGGGGCGCCGUCCGGGCAGAGAUAGGUGCUCUCGUGGACGGCGGUAUAGACUGCUUAGAUCGAGCCGUCAGCCUCCUCGAAUCAUAUCACAGAUUCUUUGCUCUAAGCCGAUUAUAUCACAGCCGAAAAAUGUCCGCCGAUGUUUUGGCGACUUGGAAGCGCGUCCUCGAAGGAGAGGAAGAUGACGCCCAAGAGUUGGUUGACGGUGAGCAAAGAAUACGGGAUUACCUCACCAAGAUCAGCAACCAAGAGCUUGUUCAAGAGUACGGUCUGUGGUUAGCCAAUAGGAACCCAAGGCUUGGCGUGCAAGUAUUCGCCGAAGAUAAAAGCAAAGCACCCAAGUUUGAGCCCACCAAAGCAGUAGAGCUGCUGCGUGCCGAAGCUCCAGGCGCUGUCAGAUAUUAUUUGGAACACUUGGUGUUCGACAAAGGGUAUGAAACAUAUGUUAACGAGCUUAUUUCCUACUAUUUGGAGGUUGUCAUGGACGAUCUCAAAUCUGACGAGAGCCGGGACCGCGUCCUGGCCGCAUAUGAUGCCUACAGAGCUCUUCAAAAUCCCAAACCAACAUAUAGGCAUUUCCUGACUGAAAAUGCCCCUGAAAACGACGAGGUCUGGCAAAGCCGCCUUCGUCUGCUUCAACUCCUCGGCGGCCCUCACGAAUACGACGUUGCCGCGAUUAGAGAUCGCACCGACAAGUUAUCAGGCGACCUGCUCGUCCCCGAGGCCAUCAUCCUCGCCGGCAGAGAACGCAAGCACGAAGAGGCUUUGCGUCUCCUGGUCCACAAACUCGGCGACUACGAUACCGCCGUGUCGUACUGCCUCCGCGGCGGCGCAACCAUCUACUCCCCCAUGCAAGGGCGCCGCGACAGCGUUCCCGAAAUCGAACAGCAGCGUCGCCUCUUUCAGGUCGUCUUCCGGGAAUUCCUCGCCAUUGACGACGUGAGCGACCGCGUCGAGCAGACCAGCGCUCUUCUCGACCGCUUCGGCGGAUGGUACGAAGUCGACGACGUGCUGGCCCUCAUCCCAGACCGAUGGUCCGUCGACAUUGUCGCUGGGUUCCUCGUCGGGGCUAUACGGAAACUGGUACAGGAGAAGAACGAGGCCAUGAUGAAGAGAGCCCUGAGUGGCACGGAGAAUUUGAGAGUGAGUUACGAUUUGAUUGUCAAGAUUGGGGAAAAGGGGCCCAGGGUUGAGGAGGCGCCAAGUCAGGAGUAG